GUGUAGUUAGGGAGAAGCAGACAUUCGCGUGAGGCAGGCAGUAUUCUAUGCGCGUGUGCGUUUAAAUAUAGUAUCGAAGUUUUAAGAUUCCUCUUUCAUUCGCCUAUGAGAUACCAGAAUGAUCACAAUAUUGUGUUUGCUUGUCCUACUGAAUGUUACAAUAGCCAAAGAUGUAUUUACAAUCGGUGGACUUUUUCACGAAGACAACUACCAAGCUGAAAUGGCGUUUAAAUACGCGUUGGAACGAUACAACAUGUUCAACCAUGACAUCGAAUUUCGUGCUCAAAUUGAACGAGUAACAAAGACAGAUCCAUUUGCAGUUUCUAAACUGGUGUGUUCAAUGGUAUCUUCUGAAGAAGGUGUUGUUGCUAUUUUUGGACCCGAGUCAAAAGAGGUUGAUGCUAUGGUAAAAUCAGUUGCAGCAAAUUUAGAAAUUCCGCAUAUUUCUACUCAUUAUCUGACUAAAACAACAUAUGUGUCAACAACAGCAUUAAAUAUAUAUCCUGACUAUGAAAUGUUGGCAACGGCAAUUGCAACUAUUGUGCAAAAUAUGGAUUGGAAAACCUAUAUGAUUAUCUAUGAAGACAAUGAGAGUUUAGUCAAACUUCAAGAUGUUUUAAAACUUACUCAAGCCGAUUCUCCUCCGGUUACAAUUAGGCAACUGGAUAGCUCUGAGGAUCAACGGCCACUUUUUAAACUGAUCAAGCAAUCUGGCGAAAGCAACAUUAUCUUAGAAUGCAAAACACAUAGAAUUCUAGAUAUAUUGGCUCAAGCAAAAGAAGUAGACCUUUUGGAAUAUUUUCACAAUUAUUUUUUAACAGAUUUGGAUGCACAUACUUUGGAUUUUACUGUAUUGGGAACCAAUGCCAACAUUACGACUAUAAGACUUGUGGAUCCAAACAAUCCGAUUUUACAAAAUACUGUCCGAGAUUGGGAAAUGGGUGAAUUGAACCGAAAGCAGUUUGUCAGUAUUCCACCUACUGAAGUCACUACUGAGGCGGCACUAAUGCACGAUGCAGUAAAUUUUUUUACAACUGCAUUUCAAGAAUUGCAUAUUACUGAGCCAAUUGUCGCCAAUAAGGUUCAAUGUGGCGAGAAUGAAAAAUGGGAGGGCGGCUUUCGGAUAACAACAUAUAUGAAAAUUCGUCCAUUUCUGAAUGCUUUGACCGGAACAGUCAAAUUUAAUGAGUGGGGCAAACGUGUCGAAUUUGCAGUCGAACUUAUCGAAAUAAUCGACAAGCGUAUUGAAAAAACUGCAACCUGGUAUCCAGAAAAUGCCGAUCACUUAAAUUUUACAAGAAGCGCCGACGAGCAAAUGCAACAGAUUGUCGAGAAUCUUCAGAAAACUAUUGUUAUGGUAUCCUCUCGGAUAGGGCCACCAUAUUUAAGUUACCGCAAACCUCAAUAUGAAGGAGAAGUUCUGGAAGGAAAUGCAAGGUUUGAGGGAUAUUCUAUGGAUUUAAUCGAUGCUGUUUCUAAAGAACUAAAUUUUACAUAUCGAUUUUUUCUAACCGCUGAUGGUGCAUACGGAACCUAUAACAAGAAAACUAAGGAGUGGAACGGCCUAAUUAAAGAUUUACUAGAAAGGAGAGCCCAUUUGGCAAUUUGUGAUUUAACUAUAACGCAUUCGAGACGAAGUGCUGUGGAUUUUAGUCUUCCAUUUAUGACACUCGGCGUAAGCAUUUUGUAUAGCAAGUCAAAACCGUCAGAACGAAAUAUUUUUGCGUUUAUGGAACCAUUAGAUACCACCGUGUGGAUGUACAUCGUGUCUGCUUAUAUUUCUGUGGCAUUGGUCAUUUAUUUAAUUGCCAGAAUGGCGCCUGGGGACUGGGAAAAUCCACACCCAUGUGAUCAGAAUCCAGAAGAAUUGGAAAACAUAUGGGAUAUGAAAAAUUGUUUAUGGUUAAUGUUGGGUUCAACUAUGUCGCAGGGUUGUGAUAUAUUGCCAAAGGGAAUAUCAUCAAGAAUGGCUGCUUCAAUGUGGUGGUUUUUUAUUUUAAUUAUAUCUUCAUCAUAUACUGCAAAUUUAGCUGCGUUUUUAACCAUGGACAAAAUGGCACCGAGUAUAGACAACGCUGAAGCUCUCGCCAAACAAACUAAAAUAAAAUAUGGAACAGUUGAUGGUGGGUCCACUCAAACAUUUUUCAGAGAAUCGAAUUUUUCAACGUAUGCAAGAAUGUGGACCCAAAUGGCAUCUGCAAAACCCAGUGUAUUUGAAAAAAAUAAUGCAGAUGGUGUAAAACGAGUCCUUACUACUAAGAAUCAAUUAUACGCAUUUUUAAUGGAAAGUUCACAGAUUGAAUAUGAAGUGGAAAGAAAUUGUGAACUGAAACAAGUUGGCGGACGCAUGGAUUCUAAAGGAUAUGGUAUUGCAAUGCCAGUGAAUUCACCAUAUAGAAGCGCAAUUAACAAAGCAGUUCUAAAUAUGCAAGAAGACGGAACUUUAAAUUUGCUCAAAAACAAAUGGUGGAAAGAAAAAAGUGGCGGAGGUUGUGAGGAAUCAGAUGAAGGAGGCUCUUCAGCAGACUUAAAGUUAGCAAAUGUUGGUGGUGUGUUUCUCGUAUUAGGUGUGGGCGUUUCCAUUGCUUUCAUUUUCUCAAUCAUUGAAUUUUUCUGGAACGUGCAUACAGUUGCAGUGGAACAAAAGAUAACUCACAAAGAAGCGUUGAUUAAUGAAUCUAAAUUUGCAAUCAAAGUUUGGAUUACACAGAAGAGAACAUCACCCGGAUCCGAAUCCUCGAGCAAAGCUGAUGAUACAUCACUUUCCAGGAAGGACGGGAAUUAUCAUGACAGCCUUAGUGCACAUAGGCAAUCUGAUACCUAAAUCCUACCACCAAAUAUAGUAUCCUUUAAUAGAUAACAAUUUCCUCCACUAAGUGUGCGUAAAUUCAAACCACAUAAUCCUUUGAAAAUCACUAUGUUUUUCAUUUUUUGGUCAAAACACAAAACCGAAUUUGUGUUUCACAUUUAAAUUUUUGAAAGGCAUAGCUAAACUGUUUUUUCAAAUAAUUUUUGGCUGGAAUUUAGUUGAAUCUUUAACGGUGGAACCCUAUUGCACUUUUAAACUAUAUUAUCGGACUUUAUAUGGAGAUUAUUAGCUAAACUAUUAGUUUGAUAAUAAAAUGUAAUUUAUCAAAA
Dalotia coriaria is the source of this 3138-nucleotide messenger RNA. Its product is annotated as glutamate receptor ionotropic, kainate 2-like. Gene Ontology annotation, molecular function: transmitter-gated monoatomic ion channel activity involved in regulation of postsynaptic membrane potential; glutamate receptor activity. The transcript is spliced from 11 exons. The coding region runs from base 119 to 2824 and encodes 901 amino acids. The record is from RefSeq and is a predicted model, not a curated record. Gene Ontology annotation, cellular component: plasma membrane; postsynaptic density membrane. Lineage: Eukaryota; Metazoa; Arthropoda; Insecta; Coleoptera; Staphylinidae. Gene Ontology annotation, biological process: synaptic transmission, glutamatergic; monoatomic ion transport; modulation of chemical synaptic transmission.